UUUGUUGCUGGUUUUAUUCUUCAAUUUUAUUUGGUAUAUUUUUUAAUAUAUAAAAUUGUAAAAAAGAAAAUAAAUUUUUGUUUUGGUUUUUCUUCAUCAGAUCUUCGUCUCUGUUAUUUGUCACUCUUCUUUCUCUCUGCAACUUCUUAAUUCCUCUAUCUGCGAAGGGGCAAAUUUUAAUGGGGACAGAAUGGAUUAACGGAUUUCCUCAGUCGAACAUGGAUAAGCGCCCAAGAAAACGGCCUAGAUUAACAUGGGACAUGCCUCCGGUUCCUCCUUCCAAGGUUCUUCCAGCUAUAUAUUGUGGCCAAGAAUAUGUGACGGGGGCCGUUUCCAGCUAUGCCUAUUCUUCUUUGUAUUACAAGGGAAUGCCUCGCAAUGGAUCACCUCCAUGGCGAAAUGACGACAAAGAUGGCCAUUAUGUCUUUGCCAUUGGGGAGACUUUGAACCGACGCUAUAGGAUCCUUAACAAAAUGGGUGAAGGAACUUUUGGGCAAGUCCUGGAAUGUUUGGAUUAUGAAACCAAAGAACUGGUUGCAAUUAAAAUAGUGCGCUCUAUUCACAAGUAUCGUGAAGCUGCUAUGAUUGAAAUUGAUGUCCUACAGAGGCUUGCAAAACAUGAUGUUGGUGGCAGACGUUGUGUGCAAAUACGGAAUUGGUUUGACUAUCGUAAUCAUAUUUGUAUUGUAUUUGAGAAGCUUGGACCAAGCUUAUACGAUUUUCUCCGCAAAAACAGCUACCGUUCAUUUCCCAUUGAUCUUGUUCGGGAGUUUGGCAGACAACUUUUGGAGUCUGUAGCAUUUAUGCAUGAUUUAAGACUCAUUCACACCGAUCUCAAGCCAGAAAACAUUCUUCUUGUUUCCUCCGACUAUGUUAAGGUGCCUGAUUAUAAGUUUCUGGCACGACCCACAAAGGAUGGCACCUAUUUCAAGAAUUUGCCCAAGUGCAGUGCUAUUAAGCUCAUUGAUUUUGGGAGUACUACAUUUGAGCAUCAAGAUCAUAGCUAUGUGGUGUCAACACGACAUUACCGUGCACCAGAAGUUAUCUUGGGGCUUGGAUGGAACUAUCCUUGUGACUUGUGGAGUGUGGGUUGCAUACUUGUUGAACUGUGUUCGGGAGAGGCUCUAUUCCAAACCCAUGAAAAUCUAGAACAUCUUGCUAUGAUGGAGAGAGUGUUGGGCCCACUGCCUCACCAUAUGGUGGCCAGAGCCAACCACCAUGCUGAGAAAUAUUUCAGGAGGGGUGCACGAUUGGAUUGGCCUGAAGGUGCAACUUCAAGGGACAGCAUGAGGGCAGUUUGGAAAUUGCCCCGCCUCCAGAACCUGGUAAUGCAGCACGUGGAUCACUCUGCAGGAGAUCUAAUUGACCUCUUGCAAGGUCUUCUCCGUUAUGACCCGGCAGAGAGAAUGAAAGCAAGGGAAGCGUUAAGACAUCCCUUUUUCACAAGAGACCUGAGAAGGUGUGGUAAUUCUUCAUAAGCUAAAGAGCUUGAGAUGGUCUUUAUGAAGAAAUACGAGGGACUCUGUUUACUUAACAUUCUACAUGCUGACAGCUGCUGGGUUAAUUGUAAGACCAUAACUUCUGUAUAGUGAGUUUCUGCCCUUAUGAAGUGCCUUUUUGUCCUUUUGUGCAAUCAUUUAAUAUUUGCUGAACGGAAUGCAACGGGAUUUUGUUUUUUUUGGAUCAAGAUGAUAAAUAUAAUCGAUUCUGUAAUAUUUUUUUUUCUUUAGUUGGCAUUUGUUCCGGAAAGGGUCUUAUGCACUUUUUGAUUGGAAAUUGGUGCAGAAAUGUAACAAGAUACAUAAUCCUAGAUUUGAAAGGGUUUAGGUCUUU
This is a messenger RNA of Nelumbo nucifera (sacred lotus), 1833 nucleotides long. Its product is annotated as serine/threonine-protein kinase AFC1. NCBI's taxonomy places the organism in Eukaryota, Viridiplantae, Streptophyta, Magnoliopsida, Proteales, Nelumbonaceae. Gene Ontology annotation, cellular component: nucleus. Gene Ontology annotation, molecular function: protein serine/threonine kinase activity; ATP binding. The record is from RefSeq and is a predicted model, not a curated record. Gene Ontology annotation, biological process: protein phosphorylation.